GUCUGGAGUGGCGGCAUGAGGGUAUCCCCAGUGGAGAGCAAGAGGAGGUCUAAGUCAUCUACCUCCCAAAAGACAGAGUGAGAGGGGAGAGGGCCCAGCAGCCAGGCAGGGAGGGCCCGGGGAUAAGAGGAGUUAAACAGACCAGGCACUUCUUCGGCCUGGGCGUGUCUUGGGCUCCAGAAAUGCCCACUUUGGGACGAGGAGAAGUGGGAACCCCACAGCCCCUCCUCUUGUGAGAUGACUCAAAGGGGAUCGAGGCCAAAGAACUUGAAACCUUCUGGUCCUGCCGGCCCAGCCCGGAGUUGCCCUGUCACAUCGGCUGCUCCUGCUCUCCCUUGGGCCUCCCCCGAAGCCCAGGUCAGCAGGGUUACCGAUUAGCUAGCACCCCUCUCCAUCGACCUUCUCCCCACGGGCGCCCCCAUGCAGUCAGGCAAAGCAGGACUGGGACAGUCAGAACUACCCCUUGCCGUGUGGCGGGCAGCGAAUGAGUCCCUGUGAGAGCUGCAGGGAGGGGCUGAGCACACGGGGGCACGGGGGCAGCGGUGACGCGCAGACGCGCUGUUCUAGCGUGAGGGUGCGUUGCUCAGCUGGUUAGCUGCUUGAGAUUACCGAAAGCCCAUCUCUGCUUGGAAUUUCGCCGUUAGAGAUUCAGUCCUUAGUCCCUGUGGUCUGCUGGAGCCCCAGCUUCAAAGCCCAGGCAACUCACCCUGAUCUGUCCAGUCGGGACAAAGUCGUGAAGCUUGAUCCGUCCAGCUGGGACAAUGUCUGGACGCCAGGUGAGCCACUCCAAUGCUCACAGCCGCUUGAGGCAGCCCUACAACGCAUCCUUUCCAGCCCGAGCUCCAGGCUGGACCCAGAGCCCCAGCCUGAAUGGGGCGAACAGCCUCAAGCGCCCACGCACCCCGAGUGGCUCCGAGUUCAGCAGCUGCAGCAGCCACUCGGAUCGCUCCUUCAACCCCGGCUCCCCCAGACUCCCACUGCGGAAGAUCUGCAUGGGCCGGCCCUACAACUCCAAGUGCGUGGAGACAAGCCACCUGGCCAGCCACCGCAACGUGGCCAAGAAGCCCGCCUACCGCAGCAGCCCCCACUGCCUCCUCUGCACAGACCGUCCCUCGGACCCUUCCAGCCCCACGUUCCUGGACCAGCUCAUCAAAGGCAUCAACUACCUGGACCGAUCCACCAACGCCUUCUAUAACAGCUGCCCCAAGUCGCUGAGCCUGCCCAGACUUGCAGCCAACUACCUGGAGCGAGCCGCCAACUCUCUUUACCUGGACCACCUGGAACAAUCUGCACCACGCACUUACUCCAGCCCCAGCGCCAGUGUGCCCUGCCCAGACACCAGCACCCCCAGCACCCCCAGUACCUGCAUGGUGCCGUCCCCUAGGGGUGCCAGCGCUCUGCAGUGCCUGGGCGAGCCCAGCACCCCGAGCUGUCAGUGCCAGCCUCCUUACCGGAGCCUCACCCCCGUGUUACCCCAGAGGUCAGGUAUAAAGCUGCCUGAGAUCCCUUUGUUUGGCAACGGGCUCUUUUCAUUAGGUCGGCUGCCCAAGUUCUGGGAAGCAAUCCGCUCAGGCUGGAGCGCCCCCGAGCCCAUCCCCAAACCCUCUAGCUGGUGGUGACCUUGACACCCUUUGUGAAAUGGACACAUGUCCACCAGGCUGCAGUUGUGGAAAAUAAAGUGUCUGUGGCAAAAUGCUCUUUCCAAGGCGCUGCAGGGGAGGGGAGAGGAAUGGCCGCUCGGAUUGGGGGCUGCAAACCUCAAGGGCGUCACUGCACAGUUACACGUGUGAACGGGGCUGGUGGCGGCUGGGCAGUGUGCAGACUGCGAGUCGCGAGGGACGGCUUGGUCUGCACCCAGCUCUCAGUGGUGGUACCGUCUUUAAGAGAGAGCCAGAGGAUUGAUUUUUCUAAGGCAACAGCAAAUUCAACAAUGUCACGGUGCUCUGUGAGCUGAAAAGAGUAGUUGUGGUGAGGGGGGAGGUCUCGGUGCCGCAGCUGGGACACCACUUGGGACACCCACAUCCCUGAAUUUGAGUCCAGCUCCACUCCUGAUUCCAGCUCCCUGCUAGUGCACACCCUCGGGUCCCUGCCACCCACGUGCAUGAACCAGCAGAUGGAAGAUGUCUGUCUUUCUGCCUUUCGUAUAAAUAAAUCAAUUUUUUUAAUUUAAAAAUUUGCCCUUAAAAAAGUACUUUGAGGCUGAGAGUGAAGCCUGCAGUUCUCAGGAAUCUCGAAUGGGCCACUGAGGUAGGGGCAGGGGGAGGAGCCUCUCUUGGCCUCAGUUUCCCCAUGUGGAGAAACAGACCGGCCAUUCCCUCCCAGUCCCUCCUGCCUUCCCAGGAUUGCUGAUUGUAGCACAGUCCCCUGGGAGCAGAACAACAGCACGCUCAUGCGGUAGGAACAGUUCUGGAUGCCCACGGCGUCCAGAGCUAGGCCUGGGCCCAAGCCAGGAGCCAGGGACUCCAUGCGCUGCUCCCACCUAUGUGACAGGAAACCCAGCCAGGGUCUGCACGGCAGGAAGUCAGAGUCAGGAGCCAGAGCCGGGAAUUGAACCCAGCUGCUCUGCUGCGUCCUCACCGGUGGCUUCCCUGCUAGGCCCACACCUGCCCUGCGUUCUGAGAACGUCACACCUGCUGAUCCUGUUAACGUGAGCUAUCGAUGACCAGGGCAGAGGGCAGACAGAGAGAGGGCUCUGGUGGCUGGCGCGAGAGGAGUUAGGACAGGCCGCCAGGCAGAGUCGCGGCCAGCAAGGGAGAAGACUUUGGUCUUAGUCUAAUGGCUCCUGACUCCAACAGCGACCUGUUCCCCAGGUGAACAUGCACAGGAAUGCAGCUUGUUAGAAUCCAGUUCGAUCCAGUUCAAGAGAUGGUUCAAGAGUGACCUGAUUCCUAAGCCCUCUGCCUGGUGACUCAAAGCCAUCCCCUUCCUGUUCCAGGUCUGUGUUUCCUGCCUCUGGGAGAUGCCCCCUUCCAAAUGGUCUGAUUUCUCCCAAUUAAAGUGUAAGAUGCUUGCUUA
Oryctolagus cuniculus (rabbit) is the source of this 3015-nucleotide messenger RNA. The record is from RefSeq and is a predicted model, not a curated record. Lineage: Eukaryota; Metazoa; Chordata; Mammalia; Lagomorpha; Leporidae.